UUGGUCACUAAAAUCAUUCAGAAGGAAGAAGUGAAGAAUGGAGGAGAAGCAAAUGAGGAAGUUGUUGAUGAUGAUGAUGAUGAGGAGGAGGAGGACGAAGAGCCAAUUCCCACUGCUGCACAGACGAGAGCUGCACUCUACACUCUGCAACGCAGUCUACAGACAUCAGAUUUCACAAAAUUUGACGAUUUCUUGUGCCUGGAGAAGGCCAUCAAAGAGCACCUGCGAAAGGAACUUUCCAAGCAACUGAACAUGAAGACCCAGCGGAUGAACAAACUGGAGAAGGAGAAUGAGCAAAAGGCUAAUAAAUUACAAGAAAAUACAGACACGAUUGCUAGCCUUCGCGAUGAACUUGAUAGCCUAAGGCUGAACAAGGAACAGCUAGACGAGAAGGUUUCGGCACAGGAAAGGGAAUUACAGAAACUAAGAAAGACGGAGCUGGAAUUUGAAACCUUCAAACAUCAGGUAAUAAACAAUUCCCCUCCAGCAAGCACCCAACUGCCGGCGGAGAUUGAGACGCUUGUACAGCAAACCCCCAAGUCCCCUUUACUGUCUCAGAAGCUUACUCAUCUGAAUCUCCUAAAAACUCCACAAAAGACUCCUAAGGGCAUACUUAAGCAGCCCGGAUCGGAGUGCAAACGGCGCCGAGUACUUUUGGUUUCUCCUGAGCGGUCACCUUCACCACCUCCGAGGGUCGAGCCGGUUGAUUACGGCGUUAUUGAUUUGGAUAGUGAGCCAGAACCCCAAAGCAGGCCCAUCACACCAAGGAUUAGAAGGACACCGAUAGUGGGUGGAACAAUUUCUUCGCAAACAAGGAAUUUAAACGUGCGAAAAACGCCAGGAGCGAAAACCAAGGGCCCUGCAGAAGGUAAACGACGGCAGGAAGUGUCCGCGGAGGGCGCUAGUUGGUUUGAUUCCGAUCCCAUAUUCGGGUUGGCGAAUGAAGACUGA
Dibothriocephalus latus is the source of this 951-nucleotide messenger RNA. The record is from the annotation of a GenBank genome assembly. NCBI's taxonomy places the organism in Eukaryota, Metazoa, Platyhelminthes, Cestoda, Diphyllobothriidea, Diphyllobothriidae.